Molecule: messenger RNA, 893 nt
Organism: Acaulospora colombiana
Lineage: Eukaryota; Fungi; Glomeromycota; Glomeromycetes; Diversisporales; Acaulosporaceae
Source: the annotation of a GenBank genome assembly
GACUGGAUGGACUGGUGCUACAACCUGUGUAUCAGGAUCCUACUGCCAAUACAGUAACGAAUGGUACUCACAGUUCGGCGUCCACCUCCGUCCGAACCAGCACGCCCUCUGGAUGUCUCACUGUCCGCGGUAGUGGAACCAAGUCUGGCGAAUAUAGCACCGUCGCUGCCGCUCUGACCGCUCUCGGCUCGGGAACCACUGCUCAAUGCAUCUUCAUCUACAGCGGUACAUACACUGAGCAGUUGACCAUUAACUACAAGGGUGCACUCACCAUCUACGGUUACACGACAAACACCGGCUCCUACGGCAGUAAUACUGUGACUAUCACCUACGGCCAGACAUCCAGUGCAGCUGGAAGUCUCGACAAGUCCUCGACGGUCAAUAUUACUUCUGCCAACUUCAAGGCCUACAAUAUCAACUUUGUCAACUCGUAUGGUGCUGGCACGCAAGCCGUCGCAGUCACUGCUAAUGGCGACAAGCAAGGUUACUACGCUUGUUCCUUCAAGGGGUAUCAAGACACCUUAUACGCCAAGUCCGGUAAACAAUACUACAGCAACUGCUACAUCGAGGGUGCAGUCGACUACAUCUUUGGUGACGCCACAGCUUGGUUUGGCGAAUGCAGAAUCGCUUCAAAUGGCGCUGGCUACAUUACUGCCAUGUCUCGUGAGACCUCUAGUGAUGGGAGCUGCGUGGCGGGUAAGGUUUACCUCGGCCGGCCAUGGCGUGUCCUCGCUCGUGUCAUCUACCAAUACUGCGAAUUGACCAAUGUCGUAAAUGCCGCUGGAUGGACCACUAUGGCAGAGGGUGCUACUCCUCUCUAUUAUGAGUAUCAGAAUACUGGUGCCGGUGCAAGCACGUCUAGCCGCAAGUACUUGACUGCUACCAAUGUUGUA